Molecule: messenger RNA, 170 nt
Organism: Prorocentrum cordatum
Lineage: Eukaryota; Dinophyceae; Prorocentrales; Prorocentraceae
Source: the annotation of a GenBank genome assembly
GUGGUCGGUUGACGUCCCCCGACGAGAUGGGCUGCGGCAUGGUGUCCCAGAGGGGGGCCUCUGUGGAGGUCCACCACCCCCUGGCCCACGAUGCCGCUUCGAGGGCCGCGGGCGCGAGGGUCGUCACCGCCGGCAGCGAGGCGUCCGGGGGCGGCCACCCCCCGCAGGAG